This is a messenger RNA of Branchiostoma belcheri (Belcher's lancelet), 2291 nucleotides long. RefSeq names its product gastrula zinc finger protein XlCGF57.1-like. The record is from RefSeq and is a predicted model, not a curated record. The transcript has 2 exons. Gene Ontology annotation, cellular component: nucleus. Gene Ontology annotation, molecular function: DNA-binding transcription factor activity, RNA polymerase II-specific; RNA polymerase II transcription regulatory region sequence-specific DNA binding. Lineage: Eukaryota; Metazoa; Chordata; Leptocardii; Amphioxiformes; Branchiostomatidae. The coding region runs from base 127 to 1929 and encodes 600 amino acids. Gene Ontology annotation, biological process: regulation of transcription by RNA polymerase II.
GCCCCUUUACCACCGCCAUCUUCUUUUUGGUUGGCGUCAUCGUCUUUGAUAAUCUCUUCCAAACUGACGCGAUUUUACGGAAUCCCAGAAGUGGAAGGGAUCACUAAGUACCCUUAACCGAUAGAGAUGGACGACUUUACAUGUGUGCCUCCCGCAAAUGUUCUCACGGAGCAAACUGCGAGUGAGGCACACAUGGAAGAGGAGGAAACGGGAGGCACGGGGUGGCAACAGGACAAGGAAGAAGAAGACGCGCCAUGUCGGGAAGCGUACGAUGAAAAACUACCAACUGAUUGUCUUUCGAACAAGACGCACAUAAAAGAGGAGUCAGAAGACACGGGGUGGCAGGAGGGCGAAGAGGACCAUGUGCUACGCCAGAAAACGUAUAGCGAGGGCCGGGACACGUACGGUGUAACCCUACCAACCUGGUGUCCUGGGAAUAAGGAGGUACAUGUAUAUAACAGUUUGGGACAGACAGUAGACUUAGGACAGCAGCGGAACGAGAAAAAGGACUUUGCAGAAAACGAAACGUGUGGUAUAAACUGUACCGGGUCUAACGAUGAGUACUUGCCACAGACAUCUGUACAGAGCAGUACAGUACAAGAUGUCAACCACUGGGCAGCACAUGCAUUCAUUUGCUGGAAGUGCGGUUACCGAACAACAGAAAGACAUCUCUUGUUUAAACAUAUGAGAACACAUACCGGUGAGAAACCGUACGUAUGUGGGGAGUGCGGAUUCAGAACGGCUCAUAGGCCUAACCUAUCCCAGCACAUGAAAACACAUACAGGUGAGAAACCGCACAAGUGUGACCAAUGCGACUAUGCUGCAGCACGGAAAGACCGUUUAGACCAGCACGUCAUGGUUAAACACACCGGUGAGAAGCCCUACAUGUGCGAGGACUGCGGAUACAGAACGACUGACGUUUCCCUCCUUUCCUACCACAGGAAAAAACAUACCGGUGACCAACUUUACAAAUGUGACCAGUGUGACUACUCUGCUGCUCGUAAAUCUCAUCUAGAUCAACAUAUGGCUAAACACAGUGACGAGAAAGCCUACAUGUGUGGGAAGUGCGGAUACAGUACGGCUUAUACAGCUAACCUGUCCCGGCACAUGAAAACACAUACAGGUGAAAAACCCUACAAGUGUAACCAGUGCGACUACUCUGCAACCCAAAAAGGCCAGGUUGACCGGCACAUUAUGGUUGAACACACAGGUGAGAAACCCUUUAACUGUGACCAAUGUGAAUACUGCGCAGCACGGAAAAGCCAUUUAGAUCAACACGUCAUGACAAAACACGCUGGGGAAAAACCCUACGCGUGUACUGAGUGCGAAUACAGAACGGCUAAUAGGUCUCACCUAACCCGACACAUGAAAAAUCAUACAGGUGAGAAACCCUACAAGUGUGACCAGUGUGACUAUUCUUCCACACGGAAAGAUGCUUUAAACCAACACGUCAUGACAACGCACACCGGUGAAAAACCCUUCCUGUGCGAGGAGUGCGGGUACAGGACAGCUGAAAGAUUUUCCCUAACAAGACACAAGAGAAAACAUACAGGAGAGAAACCUUACAAAUGUGACCAGUGUGACUAUUCCGCUGCACAUGGGCGUUAUUUGAAGAAACAUAUGGCUAAACAUACUGGUGAUGUUGCAUACAUAUGUAGGGAGUGCGGAUACAGCACGGCCUAUCAGGCUAACCUCUCCCGGCACAUGAAAACGCAUACAGGUGAAAAACCCUACAAGUGUGACCAGUGUGAUUAUUCUGCCGUACAGAAAUUUCAGGUAGACCAACACGUCAUGGUAAAGCACACCGGUGAGAAACCUUACAAAUGUGAUCAGUGUGACUAUUCUGCUACCCGAAAACAUCAUUUAGACCAACAUAUGGUUAAACAUACGGGUGGAAAAGCGUGUGCGGAAAUAAAUUUAUUAUUCUAGCAACAAUGCACACGAUCCUUUAGAAUGCAAGUAAAUGUUAACAAAUGACUUAUCAAAAUAAACUAGGAGUAGUACAAUCAAUAUGUAUCGAAAAUGUAUACGUCAAUUUUUUGUGAUACAAUGUUCAGCAUCUUAUAUUAAACUAUUACAUUUCUUCUCUUGACUAUUUAGUACAGGGAAAAUUAUAUAAUUUUGCAUGGAAACACUCAAGUUUGACGUCACCUAAAACAAUUGUAUAGAAAGCUGCACGUGUUGUCCUUUGUAUGACCCCUAGCGACCCCAUGUUAAGUCAAAGUUCUAUUUUUAGUUUAUUUGGAGCUGCUUUGUACUUACUUAUCCUCUUCAUCCUUGCGGAACAUAAG